This is a messenger RNA of Hydra vulgaris (swiftwater hydra), 903 nucleotides long. RefSeq names its product allograft inflammatory factor 1. The record is from RefSeq and is a predicted model, not a curated record. Gene Ontology annotation, molecular function: actin filament binding; calcium ion binding. Gene Ontology annotation, biological process: ruffle assembly; actin filament bundle assembly. NCBI's taxonomy places the organism in Eukaryota, Metazoa, Cnidaria, Hydrozoa, Anthoathecata, Hydridae. Gene Ontology annotation, cellular component: actin filament; ruffle membrane.
UUGCAUGGCGAAUUAAAUACUUAAGCUACGUAACCGUUUAAUAUUACUUUAUUUAUCAUAGAAUUAAAAACACUUAAGUCACCCUUUUUGUCAACACUUAUUAUAAUAUUAUUUCGUGUUAUUAAAACAGACUCCCAUAAAACAGCGACGAUAGGUGUGUUGGAAUUUACAGUUAAGUUCAAGAAUUUUAUAAUUUUAUCACUAAAAGUUAAUCAUGUCUAAAACGCAGCAAUAUCAAGGUGGAAAAGCAUUUGGUGCAUUGAAAAAACAGCAAGAAUUGGCUCUUGAUGAAAUCAAUAAACAAUAUCUUGGUGAUGAUGACUAUCAAGAUAAAGAAGAGUUUCCUGAUUUAAAAGGAACACUUGAAGCAUAUAAAAAACAGUUUAUGGAAUUUGACUUGGAUAAUUCUGGAGAUAUAGAUCUCAUGGAAUUAAAGAUGAUGAUGGAAAAAUUAGAUCAAGCUAAAACACAUCUUGAACUUAAAAAAAUGAUUGCUGAAGUUGAUCGAGAAAAUCGAGGAUCAAUUUCAUACAACGACUUUUUGUUCAUGAUGUUAGGAAAGAAAAGCUCAGUUUUAAAACUCAUAUUGAAGUUUGAGGCUGCAAUGAAGGACAAAGAACGACCAAAAGGAGUUGCACCGAAAAGGGAUUUUGCUUCUUUACCUUAAAUUUUAUUUGCAUUAGCAUUUUGGAAAUUUUAUAUUAAAUAUGUAUAUUAAAUAUUUUUCUUAAUCGCAUUCAAUGUCUAAAGUAUUAAAAAUUGUAAUUUUAUUAUUGUAUAUUUUUUCUUAAAAAAGCAUAAUGCUUGUUUACAAUGUUUGUAACGAAUUGCAAUAUAUUUUUUAGAGUAUUCUCAUUAUAAAUUUUUUAUUUUGCAAAAAAGAAAUGUGAAUUUUUAUCUUUA